AUGCCAAGGUCUUUGCAUUUUUUCGUCAGGAUCUCACAAGUUGUCGUUGGACCAGACAGGUUCUACGCAAGAUUUUUGAGGACUGGUAGUGUGAAUUAAUUGUAUCGAUGUCAUAUCUCCAGCAAAAGUUCGACGGGGCUGAGGGCGAAGCAGCUUUUGAGAAAACGGCCAGCUACAAUAAGGCUACACGUAAAAUUAGCGCGGCCGAUUUGGGUGUCAUGUUUGAAAAUUUGGGCGCCUUUUGCACCCCGGAGCAGUUGGACGAGUACAAGAAAAUGUGGAACGGGCCGUACCAUGGUUUCGUUCCGCUGGACAUCAUGACGAAAAUUAUGGCGUCUCUGGAAGACAACGCGGAACUCAUGAGGGUCCUCGUUAGUUGGGCGGAUGUCGACGGAAAUGGAUUUAUCGAUGAAAAGGAAUUCAACUCCCUGGUGAAAUGUUUGCUGGCUCAUAACCCGCAAUUUCCGAUUAUUGCGUACGACAACUUUUUGGCGGAAGCGGAUACAAAUAAAGAUGGGAAGAUUAGUAUCACUGAGGCAGUAGAUUGGUUUAGUAAACAGGUAAAAAAGGGUUAAAUUUUGACAGAAAGAAUCUAAAAAUUGAGUUAAGGAUUGAUUUGGUAUGUGACCACAAUCUGUAAUUUGUAAAAUUAUAUGAUAAAUAAAGUUAAUUAUUUCUGAGAGAUA
Messenger RNA from Folsomia candida, 686 nucleotides. RefSeq lists its product as uncharacterized. NCBI's taxonomy places the organism in Eukaryota, Metazoa, Arthropoda, Collembola, Entomobryomorpha, Isotomidae. The transcript is spliced from 2 exons. The coding region runs from base 108 to 575 and encodes 155 amino acids. The record is from RefSeq and is a predicted model, not a curated record. Gene Ontology annotation, molecular function: calcium ion binding.